Messenger RNA from Lycium ferocissimum, 1700 nucleotides. Its product is annotated as PAP-specific phosphatase HAL2-like. The record is from RefSeq and is a predicted model, not a curated record. Gene Ontology annotation, biological process: sulfate assimilation; phosphatidylinositol phosphate biosynthetic process. Lineage: Eukaryota; Viridiplantae; Streptophyta; Magnoliopsida; Solanales; Solanaceae. The coding region runs from base 97 to 1455 and encodes 452 amino acids. The transcript is spliced from 3 exons. Gene Ontology annotation, molecular function: 3'(2'),5'-bisphosphate nucleotidase activity.
CUUCACCCCUAUAAAAUUAUGCCCUACGCUUAAUUUGAGAAGGAGACAGUGGCUGCGUGUUACUUUCUUGAUCUCUAUAAAAAAAAAAACCCAAUUAUGUCUUCUUGUACUACUACAACUACCUUUCCAACCAAAGCACCACAUAUCCAUUCUAGGAAACAUGAUGUUUUCCCCAAAAACCAAGUACUAGGAACUCUUUCCUUCUCUUCCAAGAAAAAUUCCCACUUAGGUUUCACUGCUCAAACUAGUAGUCAAACUAAUUUUCUGUCUGCAAUGGAUGAAAAUUGUAAAUUGGAAGUUAGUUCAACUGAUAUACCAGAUGGGUAUUCUAAAGAAUUGGAAAUUGCUGUAAGAGCUGUACAUAUGGCUUGCUUGCUCUGCCAGAGAGUUCAAGAAAAUUUACUAUCUGAAAGCUCUAAACAUGUCCAUUCUAAGGAAGAUGACUCUCCUGUCACAAUUGCAGACUGGAGUGUUCAAGCAAUUGUCAGCUGGGUACUGUCCGAGGCUUAUGGCAGUGAGAAUGUCUGUAUUGUUGCUGAAGAAGAUGUGGAAGCGCUUUCAAAGGCUGGCGCAGUUGGCCUGUUAGAAGCAGUAGUAAAAACUGUGAACGAAUGUCUAGCCGAUGCACCCCGUUUCGGACUAAAAGGUCCAGCUACUGAUCUUGAUGCUAAAGCUGUUCUUGAGGCCAUAAGUCGGUGCAGCUUGGCAGGUGCCAGAGGUAGCAAGUUUUGGGUACUGGAUCCUAUUGAUGGCACAUUGGGUUUUGUGCGUGGAGAUCAAUAUGCCAUUGCUUUGGCAUUGAUAGAAGAUGGAGAACCUGUGCUUGGGGUUCUUGGGUGUCCAAAUUACCCUACGAAGAAGGAAUGGCUUAGUUAUCAAAAUGGUUAUAGGAGAAUCUUAUCUAGGUUGACCGCCCCUACAUCUGAAUCUUCGGAUAAAGGUUCUGUACUUUAUGCAAGGAAAGGUGGAGGCAGGGCUUGGAUGCAACCGCUACUGUGUGGAGAAAAUAACUUUGUGUGGCCAAACUCUGCAAGGAAAAUCAGAGUAUCCUCCGUUGAUAACCCAGCACUAGCUACCUUUUGUGAACCAGUUGAGAAGGCAAAUUCAAGCCAUUCAUUCACAGCAGGACUAGCUCAUAGUGUUGGACUUAGGAACGAGCCAUUACGUGUAUAUAGCAUGGUAAAGUAUGCAGCCAUAGCUCGAGGAGAUGCUGAGAUAUUCAUGAAAUUUGCGAGGGCUGGUUACAAGGAGAAAAUAUGGGAUCAUGCAGCUGGUGUUCUUAUCAUUGAAGAAGCCGGUGGAGUGGUGACCGAUGCAGGAGGGCGUCCAUUGGACUUCUCAAAAGGCGAAUACUUAGAGGGACUUGAUCGAGGUAUAAUUGCUUGCGCUGGAGCCAAACUACACGAAAAGAUCAUUCAGGCUGUAGAUGCUAGCUGGAACUCCUCUAGCCUUUAACCUAUUGUAUGUUACUCAAUGUUCAGCCUAAAUGUGGUCAAAUGGUGUGCAUAAGGCCAUAUGUUGCAAAUAUAAAUAAAUGAUACUAGCAUUAUACUGCAACUGUGGGCACUGACUACUGAACCAUGAACUGAUUCUGUACGGUAAAACCAACUUUAGGCAGAUUGAUUUCUCUGAAGGAAAACCCCAAUUGGAGGGCAUUAUGCUAAACUUUUGAAGAUUGUGAAUGGAUCUCUUAUUUGAUA